AUCACAAUGGCAAAAGACUUCGAUGUUAUGUACCUUGCUUAUUUCAUUUCCUUCAUAGCAACCUCUGUUGCAAUAACAGCUCCUCUACAAUUGGAUCCGAACGAUGUGCCUUCAAAAUAUAACUAUGUUUGUGAACCUUCAAGGUUUUUAAUGCAAGGCCUUGACAUGUCAAAACUUAGAUACUGCAACUCAUCCCUUUCGUAUGAGGUUAGGGCGGCAGAUUUGGUGGCUCGAAUGACAUUGGGUGAAAAAGUACAGCAAUUGAAUGAUCAAGCAACUGGCGUUCCUAGGAUUGGCUUACCACAAUAUAAAUGGUGGUCUGAGGCAUUACACGGCGUCUCUAAUGUCGGACAUGGGACCAGGUUUGAUGAUCUUGUUCCUGGGGCAACAAGUUUUCCCACCGUGAUUCUCUUAGCUGCAUCUUUCAAUCAAUCACUCUGGAAAAAUAUUGGCGAGGUUGUUUCAACGGAAGCAAGAGCAAUGUACAAUUUAGGACGCUCGGGACUUACAUUUUGGAGUCCAAACAUUAAUGUGGUAAGGGAUCCUAGAUGGGGAAGGAUUACCGAGACACCCGGUGAAGAUCCUUUUGUAGUCGGUACAUAUGCUGUUAACUAUGUAAGAGGCCUACAAGAUGUUAAAGGAGUGAAAAAUCCCAAAGAUCCGAAUUCUAGGCCGCUCAAGAUUUCUGCAUGUUGCAAGCAUUAUGCUGCUUACGAUGUCGAUAACUGGCGUGGUAUUGAUCGAUACCAUUUCGAUGCCAAGGUGACUGAACAAGAUAUGUUGGAGACGUUUCUUCGUCCCUUUGAAAUGUGUGUUCAAGAUGGUGAUGUUAGUAGUGUGAUGUGCUCUUAUAACCGUGUGGAUGGCAUUCCUACCUGUGCUGAUCCAAAUCUUCUUAAAGGGAUAGUUAGAAGGGAUUGGCGUUUUCAUGGCUACAUAGUGGCAGAUUGUGACUCCAUUGAGGUGAUGGUGAAUGAUCAUAAAUGGCUAAAUGACACUGCAGAAGAUGCCGUGGCACAAGUGCUCAAAGCAGGAUUGGACUUAGACUGUGGAGAUUAUUACGGUAAAUACCUUCAAAAUGCCGUGAUGCAAGGCAAAGUAUUGGAGGGAGACAUUGAUAGGUCGUUGAAGUAUCUCUACGUGGUUCUCAUGAGGCUUGGCUUUUUUGAUGGAAAUCCAUCAUUUGCAUCACUAGGCAAGAACGACGUUUGCUCCCCACAACAUAUCGAACUAGCAACUGAGGCAGCUAGAGAAGGAAUUGUGCUUCUUAAGAAUGAGAAUGGGACUUUGCCAUUAAACCCUACCCACUUUAAGUCCCUUGCUUUAAUUGGGCCACACGCCAAUGCUACCUUUGCAAUGAUUGGAAACUAUGCAGGUAUCCCAUGCCAGUAUGUGUCUCCACUUGAUGGCUUUUCAUUAGUUAGCGAAGUCAAAUAUGAAAGGGGAUGCGACAACGUCGCAUGCAAGAGUGGGUCAUUUAUCACCCCAGCCAUGGAAGCUGCAAAAAACACAGAUGCUACCAUACUUUUUGUGGGGUUGGACUUAUCGGUCGAGGCUGAGAGCUUAGACAGAGUGGACCUCCUUCUUCCCGGUUACCAAACUGAAUUGGUCAACAAUGUCACAGAAGUUUCAAAGGGUCCAGUGAUUCUCGUGAUCAUGUCAGCAGGGGGAAUUGAUAUCUCUUUUGCCAAAAACAACCCUAAAAUAAAAGCUAUCCUUUGGGCAGGAUACCCUGGUGAGCAAGGUGGCCAUGCCAUAGCAGAUAUUGUUUUUGGAAAGCAUAAUCCUGGAGGAAGAUUACCCAUCACAUGGUAUGAGGCUGAUUAUGUUAAUAAGGUACCAAUGACAUCUAUGCCACUAAGACCAGUUGAUAGCCUAGGCUAUCCUGGGAGGACAUACAAGUUCUUCAACGGCUCGACAGUCUACCCCUUCGGCUAUGGCUUGAGCUAUACGAAGUUCAAUUAUGAUAUAACAUCCAAAGAAAUGUCCCUCAAUAUUACAUUGAGCAAGUACCAACAAUGCCGCAACUUGAAUUACACGAAUGAAGCAUACGUGAAGCCUUGUCCAGCAGUUAUACUUGAUGAUUUAACAUGCAAGGAUAAAUUUUCUCUUAUGGUUGAAGUGCAAAAUACUGGGGACAUGGAAGGAAGUGAUGUUAUUAUUGUGUACUCCAAGCCUCCAGAGGGAAUCAUUGGGACGCAUUUCAAGCAAGUGAUUGGAUUUCAGAGGGUUUAUGUUCCGACGAGGAAGAGGCACAUGGUUAGUUUCACAUUCAAUGCCUGCAAGAGCUUAAGAAUUGUCGACAACGCUGGAUAUAGUCUGUUACCAUCCGGUCGACAUACAAUUAUGGUGGGAGACGCUGCAGCAUCAAUUUCUAUUGAUGUUGCCUUUUCCUGGCAACUUUAGGGGCUUAAGUUGGACUUUAGUCCAAAACUUUUGCUUGAUUUGAGGUGAUUCUAGAUUGAAAGCAAGUGAAAAUGUGAUUCCUUGCAAAUUAAAUAAAAUAUUUCACCAAAA
Messenger RNA from Rubroshorea leprosula, 2517 nucleotides. NCBI's taxonomy places the organism in Eukaryota, Viridiplantae, Streptophyta, Magnoliopsida, Malvales, Dipterocarpaceae. The record is from the annotation of a GenBank genome assembly.